Pimephales promelas (fathead minnow) is the source of this 3607-nucleotide messenger RNA. RefSeq names its product USP6 N-terminal-like protein. NCBI's taxonomy places the organism in Eukaryota, Metazoa, Chordata, Actinopteri, Cypriniformes, Leuciscidae. The record is from RefSeq and is a predicted model, not a curated record. Gene Ontology annotation, biological process: regulation of GTPase activity. Gene Ontology annotation, molecular function: GTPase activator activity; small GTPase binding.
UGCACAGGCUUCUACAGUCUGUGCGCUCUGACGUGGUGCUUUGCGCUGCUGUCAAUGGUGUUAGAUGAAGCUAUUGUAUUCGCCUCGGGAUUUGAGCAAUUCGCUUCGCUUUACCUUCCAUGUUUUCUGCGAUGAAGGAAUGAAGAGUCCUCACAAUAAACGAUAUUGACAUGAAGAAGGACAUAGAGGUGCUGAUAGCAGAGGAACGUGCUGAGAUCAUCUCUAAAUAUAAUAAGGGUAGAGACGCAGGAGUUCAGAUCGAUCCUUGGGAGGAUGCAGACUACAGCAUAUACAGAGUUACGGAUCGCUUUGGAUUUCUUCAUGAAGAAGAAUUACCCACACCCAGUGCCAUUGAAGAGAAGCAAAAACAUGUGGAGAUUGAGAGGGUGCAGAAAUGGCUGAAGAUGCUGAAGAACUGGAACAAGUACUGGAACAGUGACCGGAUGAUUAAGCGGGUGUAUAAAGGCAUCCCUCUACAGCUGAGAGGACAGGCUUGGGCCCUGCUACUGGAUGUCGAGAAAGUUAAGAGCGAUAAUGCAGGAAAAUAUGAGAGAAUGAAGGAGCAAGCCCUGCUGUACUCUUCCGAAAUCAAACAGAUCGACCUUGAUAUCAACAGGACCUUUCGAAACCACAUCAUGUUUAUGGAUCGAUUUGGUGUAAAGCAGCAGUCUUUGUUCCAUGUGCUCUCUGCGUACUCUGUUUACAAUACAGAAGUGAGUUACUGCCAGGGCAUGAGUCAGAUUGCGGCCAUUCUGUUAAUGUUCAUGAAUGAAGAAGAUGCUUUCUGGGCUUUGUCACAGCUCUUAACCAAUCAGAAACAUGGCAUGCACGGAUUCUUUGUUCCCGGAUUUCCCAAACUUCAGCGUUUCCAAAACCACCAUGACCAGAUUCUCUCCAAACUUUUACCCAAACUUAAGAAGCAUUUGGAUAAGGAGCAGAUGUCCUGUGGGAUUUACAGCACUAAAUGGUUCCUCCAGUGUUUUAUAGACAGGACCCCAUUCACUCUGACGUUACGUCUGUGGGAUAUCUUCAUCCUGGAGGGCGAGAAAGUUCUGACAGCCAUGGCUUACACCAUCCUUCAUCUCCACAAAAAACGUUUGCUUAAGAUGUCUCUGGAGGAUCUGAGAGAGUUUCUGCAGGAGAAGAUAGGAGAGUCAAUCUACCUCCAUGAUGACAUUGUCAUAGAGCAGCUUAAAGUGUCUAUGUCUGAACUUCGCAAAAUGAAGCUUGACUUCCCACCACCAGCUAAGCCUGAUGAGUUUCCAAGGAAACCUCUGGGUCUGGAGCUGCCUGUAGUUCUGACUCCGGUCAAAAGGCCCAAACCGAGCCCCUCAAUAGAUACGCCCAACAAAGAGCAGCUUAUCAAACGGCCACCAGCCUCUCUGCACAUCUCUCUACUGCAAGAGUCCAUCAUGCUGGAUGACAGCCCUCCACAGGACAAGAAGCCUUACAAAGAUGGAGGCACUGGCAGCAUGUCACCCCUCCCGUCACCCGACCCGGUUCUAGUGCACAGCCAGAUUCCUCUCACACCUGACGGAAUGAUAGGAGCCCCUGAGGACUGCGGGGAAUGGCCUCCUCCAUACGAACCUCCUCUCCCAGAGCUUAAUAAGACUCAAAACCAACCGGAGCUGUAUGAUUCUACUCCACCUCCAAAUGUGGCUGAAACAUCACCUGGUGAAAUGGCUUCACAAACAUCUCAAAACAUGGAGCAGGACACUUCAGAGACAGUAGGGGGCAGUGUGGGGAGUGACUUACCCUCUGACAAUUUCCAAUCUGUUUCCAUGCAAAAUUCCAGUGUAUACAGCUCUGAAAAUGGAGAGUUGGGAGAUGAUGAAUGUCAGAAUAUGGACACAUCUUCAGAGAUACUCUCCAUAUCGCCCAAAACAUCCUCAACAGCCUGCGAGUAGUCACAGUUAUCUGACAAACCAAUUCCCACCGUCCGUUCAGACCCUCUGUUUCAACACCCAUCCAGCCAACACUUCGCCAAGUCAGAGGCAUUUUAAGCCGCCAACUAACUUUUAUUCAAGUGCUUUGCCAGUGUUUAUGUGGAAAGCAUUAUUGAUAAAAGCAAGUAUUUUAAUAUUUGACUUCUCAGCAGCUGAAGUUUGUUCAGGUUGAAUCUGGACGCAUUACACCUGGCACGUAUGACCAAGAUAAAGUCUUCUUAAAAAAAGUGAGCUGGCUCACUGUUAAAUAUACAACUCGGCAUAUUUGUCAAUUGUUUUAUGAACAACUGCCUUCUGACUUUUCUUCCGCACUCUCUUAUUUGGAUAUGGUUUGCACAGAACCGUCACUUAUAACACCACAGCACCGCCAAUGUUUUUUGGAAUUUCUGUAUCCUAAUAAUGUAAUGGUUAGAGCUGUGAUGAAAAGACAAAUGAUUACUGUAGUAUAACUAUAGUGAUUUCUAACAUUCAAAAUCAACCAGUGGUUAAUAUGCUAUGGCUUGACAGAAUAUUGUAAUUAUUUGUUAAUAUCACAUUCCACUCCAGGUUAAAUGACACUGUAGCUUACCCUUUCUGAUAAGAAGUUACAGAGUAAUGUACUUGUAGUGUAUGUGUUUUUUUAGCGGUCAUAAUUAAAUAGGCUCCGUUUGUGAUGUGAAUCGUUUGGUGAUACCAGCUUUCUGGUAAUUUUGCAGUCCACAAGCCAAUAUUUAUAAUUCUGAUAGGGCAGUAUGGCUCUAAAGAUCUGGCACAGUUUCACUGAGACAGCUGCAAUUUAAAUUCCCAUAUAGAAAAGCUGAUGGCAAUAUUAAACAUGGCCUUUAACAAGAUUGAACCAUAUUUUUCUGGUCACCUAUAGCCACAACUUUAUAUACUUUUGGUAUUUGUACAUUUUUUCAUUUGUGUGAACAUUUUGUACACUUAGCUUUUUAAAGUAUUGUAUUUUAAUGCUUAUAGGAUUUUGUAUUUGUAAAUAACUUUAAUGUCAGAUUUGCUUUCUGAUUGCCUCAUCUAGCAUAAGCCUACUUAAAACAGUCAGCAACAACUAACUGGUCCUAGAGGGCUGGAAGAAGAAGCCCAGGAAGUGCUUCAGGUUUAUUUCAACUGGUUUAAUAAACUCAUGUUUUGAGGUUAUGAAUUAUUUUGCCAGAUGAUAUUUCUCAACAUUAUAUGUAGACCAGUACAAAAACUAAAAUUUUAAUCUUAAACAAAGAAAAUAGUAUUAAGAAAAGUAUUCUCAAGUAAAGUACGUAUACAGUCAUUAAUUAUCAAAACAGGUUCUUUAAGAUUUUUUUAAGCAGCUGUAUUGCCUCUCAGAAUAACAGUGUAAACCUAUUGUAAGUCUGAAAUUAGCAAUGUAUUGUUAUUAUGCCAUUGUAUUAAGACAUUGAUGGUUUUAAGAUCUAUUCCAGUGUGGACUUUGUCAGAUGCCUCUCUGUAAAUGUCAUUCUUAUCAGGGUUUUUUUUUUUUUUUUUAUUCAAAAUAUGUUUUCAGUACAUUAUUUGAGUUAUGGAUAGUGUACAUUCCUUUUAAGGAGUUUUGAGAACUCCAACCAAAAGGCUUUGGUUUUAUUCAUUCUGUAUAUAGUAAAUAUAUACCUAUUUAAUUUGUUAUUCUAUGUUUGAAUUAGAUUUGCAGAAAUAGAACUUUUCUAAUCUGG